Messenger RNA from Tigriopus californicus, 9547 nucleotides. RefSeq names its product talin-1-like (gene rhea). The transcript has 19 exons. Lineage: Eukaryota; Metazoa; Arthropoda; Copepoda; Harpacticoida; Harpacticidae. The record is from RefSeq and is a predicted model, not a curated record. Gene Ontology annotation, molecular function: integrin binding; actin filament binding; structural constituent of cytoskeleton. Gene Ontology annotation, cellular component: focal adhesion; plasma membrane; ruffle. Gene Ontology annotation, biological process: cell-cell adhesion.
CCAAUAAUCAUCAUCAUGGACUCGACUCCUUCAACUGUUCCCAGAUUCUUUGAAGCAAUCAACAUGGCCGAGUUGAAACUCAGAAUCGCCAUUGUCGAGAAAAAUGAGCGUGGGCAAGAGGUGGAACUGGUCCGGAAAACCAUCCCCUUUCACCCUCAGGCCCUUGUUUUGGACGCAUGCGCUCAGAUUCGUGAAAGAGUGGCGGAAAUCAAGAACCUUGGUAAUCCCAAUCAGUAUGGAUUAUUUCUUCAAGAUGAGGACCCAAAGAAAGGAGUCUGGUUGGAGCCCGAGAAAGCCCUAGAACAUUAUCUUCUUCGCGACAAUGACCACUUGGAAUAUCGCCGCAAAAUGCGGCUCCUCAAAGUCCGCAUGCUGGACGGUACGGUGAAAUCUGUAAUGGUGGACGAUUCCCAAAAUGUGGGUAACCUCAUGGUUCUUAUUUGCACCAAAAUUGGGAUCACCAACCAUGACGAAUACUCCUUGGUUUGGGAUAAGCCUGAUGAGAAUCAAGAAGCUAUUCCCACCAAUAAAUUUGGAACCUUGGGCGGAACCAUGACUCUUCGAAAGAAAUACAAAGAGGGCGAAAAAGAAAUCGACCCUAAAAUGGAAGAGUUGAAGCGUCAACUGAACACCGAGGAUGGAGUUAACUGGGUGUCUCAUGGAAGCACACUGAGGGAACAAGGUAUUGGCGAAGCUGAAGUUCUCCUCCUGAAGAGGAAGUACUUCUACUCGGACGCUAACAUCGACUCUCGAGAUCCCGUCCAACUCAAUCUACUCUACCAACAAGCCAAAGAAGCUAUCUUAGAUGGAACCCAUCCCGUUCGCAUGGACGACGCGGUCCAAUUUGCCGCUCUUCAGGCUCAGAUCCAAUACGGAGAUCACAAGGAACAAAGUCACAAGCCUGGCUUAUUCGAUUUGAGAGAGUUCCUGCCUCAAUCGUACAUGAAGGCCAACAAGAUCGAGAAGAAGAUCUUCCAAGAGCACAAGAAGCUCUUUGGUGUCUCCGAUAUCGACGCCAAAGUCAAGUACGUCAAGUUGGCCCGUGGACUCCCAACAUUCGGCGUUCACUUCUUCCUGGUUAAGGAAAAAAUGAGAGGCCGCAAUCGCUUGGUUCCUCGUCUCUUGGGAGUGACCAAGGAUUCGGUGCUCCGUUUGGAUGAAAAGACCAAGGAAAUAUUAAAGACCUGGCCUUUGACAACCGUUCGUCGUUGGGCAGCCUCUCCCAAUGUGUUCACGCUAGAUUUUGGCGACUACCAAGACCAAUACUACUCCGUCCAAACCAGUGAAGGCGAGCAAAUCUCUCAACUGAUCGCUGGAUAUAUCGACAUCAUCCUGAAGCGCCGUCAGCGUCGCGAGCAUAUUGGCGACGACGGCAAUGAAGAAGAGGCCAUGGAGGAGGAGCUGGUCACUCCAGGGAGAGCCAUUACGAUGGUUGGUUUGCCAGGAACCAAUUACAAAAAGGCCGAGCAAAGUAAUUUGGCCCAGCCCGGCGUUCUGCGAAAUUCAGGAGCGGCAAGACAUCCUUUUAGGACUGGCCAAGGCCGUUGCCAUGAAAUCCAGUUGUCUGGGCCACAACGUGCCUUGGUUUCUACAAUCAGUCAUGGACAAGAAUCCAUCAAUAGGGCAGAAGGCUUCUUGAACCAGAAGGCCACUCUGCCUUCCUUGGGCAAUGAUCCAGCCUCGUACCGAUGGAAAGAGACCCAAAAGACCACUAAUAAGCAGACCAUUCACUCCCAAGUCUCGGCUAUGAACGCUGCUACCGCCCAAAUGGUCACUUUGACCGGCCAAGGCGACGAGACCGAUCAUAAUGCGGUGGGAGCGGCUGUUAACAUGAUUUCCAAUAACCUCCCGGAAAUGGCCAAGGGCGUCCAAAUGUUGGCUGCUCUCAUGGAUGAUGAAGGUGCCAACGGAGACGAUCUAAUGGGUGCCGCUCGCAACUUGUGUACAGCCUUCACUGACCUUUUGGCUGCCACCGAGCCCCAAUCCCGAGAGCCAAGACAACAUAUGCUGACCGCAGCCAGUCAAGUGGGAUCCGCCUCCCAUCGCGUGCUAUACACUAUUGGCGAAGAGGAAGUGGCGGACAAGGAGCGGCAAGACAUCCUUUUAGGACUGGCCAAGGCCGUUGCCAAUACAACUGCGGCUUUGGUCCUCAAAGCCAAAAAUGUGGCCUCAAAAUGCCCCAAUCAGACCACUCAAAACAGAGUGAUUGGCGCCGCUACGCAAUGCGCACUUGGAACAAGUCAACUUGUGGCUUGCGCCAAAGUUGUGGCCCCUACCAUAUCUGAUCCCAUGUGCCAAGAACAACUGGUCGAGGCUGCCAAAGAAGUGGCCAAGUCCGUGCAAGGUUGUGUGAGCACCUGCAAUGAUGUCAGUCACGACAACCAGUCUUUGAGGGAAUUGGGCAAGUCUGCCGAAGACGUCACGAGAGCCCUGAACGAGCUCUUGAACCAUGUGAAGGACGGCCACUCCGACAAGAUUCCAGACAUCAUGGAACAAAUCAUGUGCGCGUCAGGCGAGUUGAUUGCCAGUUAUGACUCGAGUGAAAUGGUUCGUCAGGCCAGGAUCUUGGCUCAAUCCACAGCUGAGCUCAUUCAAGCCAUUAGAGGCGAAGCAGAAGCCCAAUCGGACUCCGAUUUACAGAAACGACUUUUGUCUGCGGCUAAGGACCUUGCGGACGCCACUUCGCAGAUGGUGGAAGCGGCAAAGUUGUGUGCCUCCCGACCCAAUGACAGGGAAAGCCAAGAGGCCUUGAAACGAGCUGCCGAGCAUCUCCGCACCACAACCCAGAAUGCUGUAGGUACCACCAUCAAGCGAAAGAUGAUCAAGCGCCUGGAGAAUGCGGCCAAACAUUCUGCAGCCACUGCUACCCAAUGCAUCGCUGCCAGUCAAGGGGUUGGUGCCCAUAACACGAACUCCAUCUCCCAAGAAGAACUUAUGGAGAGUUGCAAGGGUGUGGCUGAUGUCAUUCCCCGACUGGUGGAAGGCGUCAAGAUGUCCAUGCAGAACCCAGAUAGCGCCAUGGCCCAAUUAAACUUGAUAAACAAUGCGGAGCAAUUCAUGAUGCCAUCGUCAAGAUUACUCAUGUCCACAAGAUCGACUCUGCCCACUGUGUCCAAUCAAGCGGCACAAUUGCAAUUGUCCAAUUCAUCUAAGCAAAUGGAUAACGCCUUGCGAGAAUUGAGAUCGUGCAUUGGCAAGGCUCACCAAGUGUGUGCUGCUUUAGAGAUUGAAGCCUCGGCGGAUCUGAUUGAUUCUCUUCAGCAAGAAAUUGAGGAGUUCAGAAGCUCUGCCGCCACUUUUAACUUGAAACCAAUGCCAGGCGAGACUUUGGAAAGCGCUACUUUACUUCUUAACACAACGAGCAAAUCUGUGAGCUCAACCGUGGCUCAAUUGAUAACUGCAGCCUCCGAAGGCAAUGAGGAUAUCACUAACCGAGCUGCCAGAGAUACGGCAAAUGCCCUUAGGGAUUACACAGCGGCAAUCCGGGGGGUGGCUGCCAAUAGCAAAGAUCGUAGCUAUCAAACGAGGAUCUUGGACCAAGCUCAAUUGGUCAUGUCCAAGUCGGCUAGAUUAGUCUUGGAGGCACAACGAUCCAUGCAGAAUCCUGCUGAUCCUCAUUGUGAACGCAAGUUGUCGGAUGCCGGACAAGAAGUUAACAUAGCAUUAAGCGGAACUAUGAGUUGCUUGCCUGGCCAACAAGAGGUGGAACAAACGAUGUCAGAGAUCAGUUCUUGGAGCCAACAAUUGGAGGGCGAGUCUUUCCGAUCCAGCGGACGACCAUAUGGAGAGCUACAAAAUCAAUUGACUUUUGCUGCUGACAAACUUAGCGAUGCCACAUCUGAUGUUGUUCAUUCUGCUCCAAGGCCAGAUGAGUUGGCACACACAUCAAGACAUUUUGGCGAGGUACUUGGAGAAAUGAUGGAGUACUCCAUGGACAUGGCUGGACAGACCAAGGUGUCCGAGCAUCGAUCCAACAUGGUUACUACCAUGAAGAGUGUGACAUCGUCUUCCUCGACAUUACUCUCUUCUGCCAAGACAGUGGCGGCUGACCCCUCUGCUCCAAGUGCCAAGGGCAACUUGGCUAAUGCCGCCAUAUCGGUCACAGAGAGCAUCAAUAACUUGAUCAAUGUUUACACAUCAGCCGCUCCUGGUCAGAAGGAAUGUGACAAUGCUAUAAGAGCAAUUCAGUCGUCUAGACACAUUCUUGAGAAUGCCAACCAACCCAUUUCUGAUGCCUCUUACUAUGAAUGUUUGGAUGUUGUCAUGGAGAAAUCCAAGGCUUUAGGGGAUUGCAUGACUGGUAUUGCGAAUCAUGCCAAAAAGUCAGAGCAUGAGGAGUUUGGCGAGGCGGUUCAUGGUGUAUCUGAUGCUAUUUGUGGCUUGGUUGAAGCUGCCUCGCAAUCUGCUUACCUUGUGGGAGUGUCUGAUCCAAGUAGCGUGGGUGGAAGGCAUGGUAUUGUAGAUCAGAACCAAUUUAUGCGGGCCUAUCAAGCAAUCAAGAUUGCUUGUCAAAAUUUGGUUAACCCCUCCAGUGGGCAACACCAAAUCUUAUCCUCUGCAACAGUAAUUGCCAAGCAUACCAGCGCAUUGUGCAAUUCGUGCAGAAUUGCUUCAUCCAAAACGGACAAUCCAGUGGCCAAACGACAAUUCGUCCAAUCGGCAAAGGAUGUGGCUAAUGCAACCGCAUCCCUGGUGAAAGAAAUCAAGAAAUUGGACUCGAAUUACAAUGACUCCAACCGACAAUCUUGCUCUGCUGCCACAAGACCAUUGCUGGAUGCCGUGGAAAAGUUGUGCCAAUUUGCUAACUCCCCUGAUUAUGCCUCUGUUCCUGCACGGAUCUCUCGAGAAGGACAAAUGGCGCAAGAACCCAUUUUAAACUCUGGAUCUUUCAUCAUUGAGGGCUCAUGUGCUAUGAUCCAGUCAGCUAAGUCCUUGGCAGUAAAUCCACGAGACCCUCCCACCUGGCAAUCAUUGGCUAACAGUAGUAAGUCUGUAUCUGAUUCGAUCAAGAAUCUUGUGGCUUCAAUUAGGGAUAAAGCUCCUGGCCAACGGGAGUGUGAUGAGGCCAUUGAGAAACUGACUAUCAAUAUCCGAGAAUUAGACCAAGCUUCGUUGGCUGCCAUCAAUCAAAACCUAGCCCCCAAAACGGAUAAGGACAUCAAACAAUUCACAGAACAAAUGGAGAAUGCUGCCACCCAAAUUUCACAAAAACUUCCAGACGUUCAAAUGUCGGCUAAAAGUGAAGCUGAGCGCCUGGGACAUAUGGUCACUGCCAUGGUCAGUUACUUUGAUCCUUUAGUCGCUAAUGCAAUUGGGUCAGCUUCAAACAUGGUUAGCUCAAAGCAACAAGUCCUGGUUUUGGAUCAGACUAAAACCGUCGCCGAGUGUGCCCAACAAUUGCUGUACGCUGCCAAAGAGAGUGGAGGCAAUCCAAAGGCUACCCAUGUCCAUGGCGACAUUGAUGAAUCCGCUGAUGCCAUGAGCACCUCUAUACAAGAGCUUAUCGGAUCUAUUGAGAAACUGGCACCGAACCUUGGAGUCGUCAGUAAGCUUGUGAGUUGCAUUACUGAAGCCAUUUUCACAGUGGACGACUAUCGAAAUGUGGAUGUCUCCGUCUCUGGACCGGGGCGGGGUCGUGGGGAGCAGAGCUUCGUAAGCCUUCAAAGCACCAUGAUGUCCUCGACAAAAGAGAUUGCUCGCACUGCCCAAGAAAUCGUAAUGAAAUCAUCAAGCGAUCCAGGUCAAUUGGGCAAUCUGGCCUCGCACAUAUCCGUCUGUUACCAGGAAUUGGCCAGAGACACCAAAGGAACCUGUUCUGGAGCCUCGAACAUGGAGGUUGGCCAACGUAUUCGAUCUGCUGUGCAAGAAUUGGGUCAAUCGACCAUAGAUUUGGUGAAAGCUACAGGCAAUUGUCAAUUAACGCCUAACGAUAGCUUCGCUUUGUGAGACAUUUCGGAAAAUGCCCGUUCAGUGGGCGAGAAGUGUUCUAAUGUUUUGGCCGCUUUAAACGCUGCCAACACUGGCACUCAUGCUUUGGAAAAUGCUGCCAAUACAGUAUCCGGCAUCAUCGGGGACUUGGAGACCACCAUUAUGUUUGCCACCGCCGGCACUUUGAAUGCCGAUGACGGAGAUGACGCUUUUGCUGACCAUCGGGAAAAUAUUCUGAAGACCGCCAAGGCGCUAGUGGAGGAUACCAAAACCUUGGUUGCCGGCGCCGCUUCUUCUCAGGAGCAGUUGGCCGUAGCAGCUCAAAAUGCCGUGACAACCAUUGUUCAACUGAGUGAAGUGGUCAAAGCUGGAGCCGCUAGUUUGGGAUCCCCUAACCGCGAGGCUCAGGUCAUGCUGAUCAACGCUGUGAAAGAUGUGGCUUCGGCCUUGGGCGAUCUUAUGCAGUCCACUAAGGCUGCCUCCGGAAAGAGCAUCCAAGACCCAGCCAUGCACCAGCUUAAGGAUUCGGCUAAGAUUAUGGUCACCAACGUGACUUCACUUUUGAAGACCGUGAAGGCUGUGGAAGACGAACAUAGCCGGGGCACUCGCGCCUUGGAGUCUAGCAUUGAGGCCAUUGCCCAAGAGAUCCGAGCAUUCGACUUACCUGAGCCUCCCAAAUCCAGAGCCGAACCUGAGGAUCUCAUCCGAGCCACACGACCGAUCACCUUGGCCACCGGGAAGGCUGUUUCCGCUGGAAAGAGCUGUAAACAAGAGGACAUCAUUGUUGCCGCCAACAUGGGUCGCAAGGCUGUCUCAGACAUGCUCACCACGUGCAAGGCUGCCGCUUUCCAUUCCCAAAAAAGCCAAGCACGCUCUCAAGCACUCCAUUCGGGCCAUGAUGUGGCUGUUCAAUACCGGGAGCUCCUCCAAAUGGUGAUGCACAAUGUGAACAAACCAGGAUCGUCGGAGUCGCGAACAAAUUUGGGCAACAUCUCCCGAAAGAUUGCCCAAUGCGUUACCGAAUUAGCGGCUGCCGCCGAGAUGCUCAAGGACGACGAUUGGGUCGAUCCAUCGGAUCCUACUUUCAUUGCCGAGAACGAAUUGUUGGGCGCAGCCAAGUCCAUCGAAAAUGCGGCCAAGAAAUUGGCAAGCUUGAAACCUCGCCGCGAGAUCAAGGGCAAGGAGGUGGAUGCCAACAUGAACUUUGACGAGCUCAUCUUGGAUGCUGCCAAAUCAAUCGCCUCGGCUACCGCAGCUCUGAUCAAGGCCGCAUCCGAAGCCCAAAGAGAAUUGGUUCGACAAGGCAAGGUUCAAAAGACUUCCCAUUUGAACUCUGAGGAUGGUCAGUGGUCGGAGGGUCUCGUAUCGGCUGCAAGAUUGGUGGCCGCAGCCACUCACAAUUUGUGUGAAGCUGCCAAUGCUUUGGUCAAGGGUCACUCGUCGGAAGAAAAGCUGAUUGGUGCCGCUAAGCAAGUUGCGGGAUCCACCGCUCAAUUGCUCUUGGCUUGCAAAGUCAAGGCUGAUCCCGAAUCGGCCAGCAUGAGGAGACUCGAGGCUGCCUCCAAUGCGGUCCGAAAGGCCACUGACAACCUUGUGAAGGCUGCUCAACAAGCCUUGGAACAAGAGGAAGAGAAUGCCGAUGUCGACCUGAAUAAGAGCGCCGUGAAUACCGUCGUAGAGGAGAUCAAUGCUCGCAGUGAAGUUCUUAGAAUGGAACGAGAAUUAGAACAAGCCAGAGGUCGCUUGGAAAAGCUCCAUCAAAGGCGAUAUCAGACCGAUUCCGAGACGGAGCACUCAGGAUAUGAGUCCUCAAGCUACGACUUAACCCCUUCCCAAGGUCGAAAAUUGUUCACCACUCCUCAUGACAAAAGCCAGUAUCAUCAAAAGACCUUGUUUGCAUACUCGGAUCGAUCCGGAGACGAGAGUGCUUUCGAUUCGGGCCCCAGCUUCAAUGAAUCCCUCCAACGGUUCCGCACGGGUGCGACAGCCACUGCCGAUGGAUCUGGCUCCAAUUCCUCCACCUAUAAAUACAGCUCCUCUAGUCGGCAAACUUCCAAAAGUUCGAAUGUGACUCGCUCGGUGGAGGAGCAGCAGACUGUCAUCACCCGGAAUUCGCAAAAGUCCUAUCAUAUUGAAUGAGCGCGCUGCGGGAGCCUCCUGGCCAUGAAUUGAUUAAUCAAUUACGUUUGCUUGCUAAUAUCAUCAUCAUUAUUAUUACGAUUAUAUUUUCUAUGCAUGUUGACCUUUCUAACCCAUGUGUUCUGCCGCCAUUCCUCUCCGUACCUUCCUUCUUUCUUGGGAUGAGAAGACAACAAAGUUUGAUAUCUGACAACCCCGCGUCUUGUGUUCAAUUAAUCCUUGGUUUGUCCUCCCGGCUUUCAACAUGCAUCCAUCCCCGCCCAAACACUCCUCCUCAUGUUGCUUCUGGAUGAAAAUGACACGACCCACACGCGACCGGAUUUCAUAUCAUUAACCUGUUAGUUCGACGAUACUAUCAACUCUAUUCUACACCCAUCACAUCACUACCAAUCGACCUUUGAUAUCAUUACUAUCUUGGAAUUGUUGUCCUGUUAUGAUCCAUACACCCGUCAUUGUCUCCGGUCACGCCCCACCUAGAUACCAACCCCGACCGGAGCAACUGUUGAAAUUGGUAUUUAAUUGUUGCCUCUUGAAGAACGAUUUAAAUUCAAAUCUAAAUCUCACAAAAACCAGAAGGCAUUCAUAUCAAAUUUCAAUCUAGUUCGAGCUCUCUCUAUAAGCAAUGAGGUGGAACGUGGUGACCUCGCCACGCCUACAUUUGCUUACCACUUUUUUCUUCUUCAGUAUUGAUUUGCGGUAAAAUCAUUAUUGUACACUGCUGUUUUUUCUCAUUUCCUUAAUUUCCCUGGUCAUUCUGACUUUUCCUCUCCCUCUCUUUUCUCUGUCUCUAUGAACACAGUAAUCCUUUUGCGAAAAAAGAAAUCGAGAAUCGUAUCAUUUCAAUAGGACCCCAAACAUAUCUUGAGACCCUUUGUUAGCCCCCUCACAAGCAAUGAAAAUCUAAAACCCUUUCAUCAAAAUAAUGAGUACUCUCCACAUAUCUAGGCUUCUUGGUUGGAACAAAAGUCUUGUUAUUCAUCAUCAGUCAUCAUUGUUAUUAGAUCUUCUAUUUACCACCAAGAUUAUUUAUGCUCAAAAUAUCAACCACAAUCACCUAGGUCCCAACAAGGUGCACAAAUCUCGAACCCUUGAGAAGUGUGUACCAAGAGCAAUGGAAUAGGACAUGAUAUCCAAUGAACCCCUGACAUCAAUAUCAAAAAUCGUCUGAACAUCUAUGAAGGUCCGUGUGUCGUGUCGUGUUCAUUUCAGAAGCAAUUAUUCGAAUCCCACAAUCAUAAACAUCUUUGGUUCUAAUCCCAUAUCGUCAUUCUAGAGUCCCCCCACCCCCUAACCCGGUCUCUCCCUUGGAGAACCUUGAAACUUCUCAUUGUAACAAACUCUGAUUUUUUUCUUACACACAAUGAAGGUGCUAUUACUAUUAUUGUACUCUACAGUACUUCCCCCAAUAUAUUCCUAGUAAUUAUUUCGGAGAUGCAAAAAGAUAAACAAGAAAUAAAUCUCUAAUAAACAAUUAAUAAAA